UAUUGCUUUUACAAGAUAAUAUUUGUUUUAAAUAUUGCUUGUUCAUUUUUUAAUGAAGAUAUAGUUUAUAUAUAUAUAUAUAUAUUUUUUUUAAAUACUAUAAGUACCUUGAAUACAAUUUGAAUUUGUCCACUUAAUGUCAUUUAACGUAUGAGAUUACAGAUUGGCCUUAGACUGUACAAAUUCGUCAUGGCCACGUGAUAGCAGAAAAAAAGGAGAUUACGGAUGAUAAGAAAUUAAGACACUUUGUAUAUUAAUAUUUUAAUAAUCAUUUUGUAAACAUGAUAAAAGUUCCAUUAGUGCGAUGGAUCCGAAAUAACUUCGUCCAUUCGACUUCUCAACAAAUUAUAUUUAAAUUUCCAAAAUGUACAAUUGCAAAUUUGAAUAAUAUAGUGAAUAAGAUUGAUAAAAGCACAACAAAUUGGAAAGAUGCUUUAUAUAUGACUAUGAAAGUUUAUCCUGACUUUAUUACUGAAGAAGAAGAAGUUUCUUUGAUGAAAGAGAUUGACCCAUAUAUGCAACGUUUACGUUAUGAAUUUUCACAUUGGGAUGAUGCUAUUCAUGGUUAUAGAGAAACAGAAAGAAAACAAUGGAAUGAACAAAAUAUGAAAGUAAUUAAUAAAAUACGUCAAAAAGCAUUUCCACCAGGAAUGCCACAAUUAAGUUUAGUGCAUGUUUUAGAUUUAACAGCUGAAGGAUGGAUAAAGCCACAUGUCGAUAGUAUUAGGUUUUGUGGAGAUGUAAUUGCUGGACUGAGUUUAUUGAGCGACAGUGUGAUGCGUCUCACAAUGUGGUGUGGCAAGACAAAAAUAUAACCAUGAAAUUUUAAAAUCAGAGGAUUCCUAUUUCCGAGGACAAAAAAUAUCUAGAAGUCGGCGUAUAUCUAUAAUAUGCAGAAGUGAGGUAGAAGGAAAUAUAGAAUAGAUUAAAUUGUUUAAGUAGUAAGUAUUGAACUGAUUUAAAUGUUUCGUGUUAUAUGAUUAUAUUUAUUAUUUCUUUUAUAGUAUAUUCAGAAGGAAAAAGAUCCUUUGUAAAUAAUUUCUAAUUACAAGAGUUAUUCUUGUUUUCUUUGUAAUUAUGUAUAUAUGCACAUAAAAAAGAUCAUUACAGAAAAAGAAAAAAGAUGAUGUAGUAUAAUAUAACCAUUUUUUUUAAAUAAAAAGUAAAAAGUAAAUUAACUAUAGUGUCUUAUGUGUUUACUUUAAUAAAAGAACAUCAUAUUUAUGAAACAUAUAUAUAUACAUUAUAUUGAAACAAAAGUAAACUGCCUUU
This is a messenger RNA of Vespa crabro (European hornet), 1272 nucleotides long. Its product is annotated as alpha-ketoglutarate-dependent dioxygenase alkB homolog 7, mitochondrial. Gene Ontology annotation, cellular component: mitochondrial matrix. Gene Ontology annotation, biological process: fatty acid metabolic process; DNA damage response. Lineage: Eukaryota; Metazoa; Arthropoda; Insecta; Hymenoptera; Vespidae. The record is from RefSeq and is a predicted model, not a curated record. The transcript is spliced from 4 exons. The coding region runs from base 282 to 815 and encodes 177 amino acids.